Messenger RNA from Symbiodinium sp. CCMP2456, 1077 nucleotides. Lineage: Eukaryota; Dinophyceae; Suessiales; Symbiodiniaceae. The record is from the annotation of a GenBank genome assembly.
AUGGCAGCCGCGAUUACGGCUCCAUGGAACUACACGCUUAUUCGCUUUUUCAUUGGUUGCGCUGGCGCCACAUUCGUGACAAAUCAGUUCUGGUGCUCGCUGAUGUUUGCGCCCAACGUUGUCGGCACGGCCAACGCCACCGCGGCCGGUUGGGGCAACCUGGGAGGUGGCGUGACCCAGAUUUUUAUGAUGUCAGUACUUUUCAAUCCUAUGGUGGCCUCCGGAAUGGAGCCGAAUGUCGCUUGGCGUGUCUCCAUGGUGGUGCCAGCGGUCAUGUUCGUGGUUUGUGCCAUCUGCAUGAAGCUCAUGUGCUGGGAUAUGCCUACGGCACGCAACUUCGAUCCGAAAGUGACCGGCAAGACACAAAAGCCUUCGAUGUGGGACUAUGUCGAGGUGCUGCGCGACGUUCGUGUCGUAGUCAUGAUCUUCCAAUAUUCCGCAUGCUUCGGCACAGAGCUCGCAAUGAACAACCAGUUGGCCACACAUUUUCGGACAUACUUCCAGAUGGAUGCAGGUGAUGCCAGCGCCCUGGCGGGUGCUUUCGGCCUGAUGAAUCUUUUCGCAAGAUCUCUGGGAGGCAUCAGCAGCGACAUUUGCUACAAGUACUUCGGCUUCCGCGGCCGCAUUUGGGCGCAGUUCCUGGCACUCUUCUUCGAAGCUAUCUUCCUUUUCAGCUUCGGCAAAGUGGACAAUUCCCAACCUUGGUAUGUGGCCUUGGCAGUCUUGGUUUGCUUCUCGCUCUUUGUGCAGAUGGCGGAGGGCACCUCCUACGGCAUCGUGCCUUUUAUGAACAGGAAGCAGCUUGCUGUUGUGUCCGCGCUUGUGGGUGCCGGUGGAAAUCUCGGGGCAGUGAUUGCAGGCUUCUGCUUUUACAAGCCGAUCCAGGAUGCCCUGCUGCCUUUCCAGGUCCAUGCGGGCUAUGUAAUGUUUUGGGCGCUGCUGAGCCCCUGCUACUACUGGUCCGAGAUGGGUGGAAUGUUCCAUGGUCCGGCACAGAGCUUCGAGAAGGGCAAGACCCAAAGCAGCGAGUCCGAGUCUUACACGGAGUCCGAGGCCACCAGCGAGAACUGCAUGUGA